Messenger RNA from Nycticebus coucang (slow loris), 3689 nucleotides. It is a transcript of the gene STAT2, whose product is annotated as signal transducer and activator of transcription 2. Gene Ontology annotation, biological process: cell surface receptor signaling pathway via JAK-STAT; regulation of cell population proliferation; defense response. Bases 137 to 2752 code for a protein of 871 amino acids. The record is from RefSeq and is a predicted model, not a curated record. NCBI's taxonomy places the organism in Eukaryota, Metazoa, Chordata, Mammalia, Primates, Lorisidae. The transcript has 24 exons. Gene Ontology annotation, molecular function: RNA polymerase II cis-regulatory region sequence-specific DNA binding; DNA-binding transcription factor activity, RNA polymerase II-specific.
AAAGUCCUCUGUGGGUUCCAAGACCCGGAACCUGUCAUCGUUGUCUUGGUUCGGUGUUUUAGCCAACGCUUUUGCCUCUCUGCUCUGCAAUAUUUUUGAUCUGCACCAAAAAAUAAUAUCCAAAGAUAGAGCCCAGAUGGCGCAGUGGGAGCUGCUGCAGAAUCUUGACGGCCCAUUUCAGGAUCAGCUGCACCAGCUCUACUCACAUAGCCCCCUGCCAGUGGAUAUUCGGCAGCACUUGGCUGUUUGGAUUGAAGACCAAAACUGGCAGGAAGCUGCAUUGGGCAAUGAUGAUUCCAAGACUAACAUGCUAUUCUUCCACUUCGUGGACCAACUGAAUCGUGACUGUGGCUGCUGCAGGCAGAACCCUACAUGUUUAUUGCUACAGCACAACUUGCGAAAAUUCCACCGAGACAUUCAGGCUUUUUCCCAGGGCCCUACCCAGUUGGCUGAGAUGAUGUUUAAUCUCCUUCUGGAAGAAAAAAGAAUUCUGAAUCAGGCUCAGAGGGCUCAAUUGGAACAAAGAGAACCAACUCUUGAAGCACCUGUAGAAAACCAGCAGCAUGAGAUUGAUUCCCGGAUCCAGGAUUUAAAGGCUAUGAUGGAGAAGUUGGUGAAAUCUCUCAGCCAACUGAAAGACCAGCAAGAUGUCUUCUGCUUCCGAUACAACAUUCUGAUGAAAGGGAAGACAUCCUCUUUGGACCCCCAUCAGACCAAACAGGAGCAGCUUCUACAAGAAACUCUCAAUGAACUGGACAAAAAGAGAAAGGAGGUGCUGGAUGCCUCCAAAGCAUUGCUGGGCAGAUUAACUACCCUAGUCGAGCUGCUGCUGCCAAAGUUGGAGGAGUGGAAAGUCCAGCAACAAAAAGCCUGCAUUGGAGCUCCCCUGGACCAUGGGUUGGAACAGCUGGAGAAAUGGUUCACAGAUGGAGCAAAGCUGCUGUUUCACCUGCGGCAGUUGCUGAAGGAGCUGAAGGGAUUGAGUGGCUUGGUUAGCUACAAAGCUGACCCUCUUAUUAAAGGGGUGGACCUGCGGAAGGCCCAGGUCAAAGAGUUGCUACAGCGUCUGCUCCACAGAGCCUUCGUGGUAGAAAACCAGCCCUGCAUGCCCCAAAUUCCCCAUCGACCUCUCAUCAUCAAGACUGGGAACAAGUUCAUGGUGCGAACAAGGCUGCUGGUGAGACUCCAGGAAGGCAAUGAGUCACUGACUGUGGAAGUCUCUGUGGACAGGAAUCCUCCUCAAUUACAAGGCUUCCGGAAAUUCAACAUUCUGACCUCAAACCAGAAAACUUUGACCCCAGAGAAGGGGCAGAGUCAGGGCUUAAUUUGGGACUUUGGCUAUCUGACUCUGUUGGAACAACGUUCAAGUGUUUCAGGAAAAGGCAGCAAUAAGGGGCCACUAUGUGUGACAGAGGAACUGCACAUCAUCAGCUUCAUGGUCAAAUACACCUACCAAGGUCUGAAGCUGGAGCUGAAAACGGACACCCUCCCUGUGGUAAUUAUUUCUAACAUGAACCAACUCUCAAUUGCCUGGGCCUCAGUUCUCUGGUUCAAUCUUCUCAGCCCAAACCCCCAGAACCAGCAAUUCUUCUCCAGCCCUCCCAAGGCACCCUGGAGCUUGCUGGGGCCUGCUCUCAGUUGGCAGUUCUCUUCCUACAUUGGCCGAGGCCUUGACCUAGAGCAGUUGAGCAUGCUGAGAAACAAGCUGUUUGGUACAAGGCAGAACUAUAAGAAUGAGGAUGCAUUGUUGUCUUGGGCUGACUUCACUAAGCGAGAGAGUCCCCCUGGUAGGCUUCCAUUCUGGACGUGGCUGGACAAAAUUCUGGAGCUGGUACAUGACCACCUGAAGGAUCUCUGGAAUGAUGGACGAAUCAUGGGCUUUGUGAGCCGGAGCCGGGAGCGCCAGCUGCUAAAGAAAACCAUCUCCGGCACCUUUCUCCUGCGCUUCAGUGAAUCAUCAGAAGGGGGCAUUACCUGCUCCUGGGUGGAGCACCAGGACGAUGACAAGAUGGACAUCUACUCGGUGCAGCCUUACACCAAGGAGAUGCUGCAGUCACUGCCACUGACAGAGAUCAUCCGCCACUACCAGAUACACACAGAGGAGAACAUCCCCGAGAACCCACUGCGCUUCCUCUAUCCCCGUAUCCCCCGGGACGAGGCUUUUGGGUGCUACUACCAAGAGAAAGUUAAUCUCCAAGAACGAAGGAAGUACCUGAAACGUAGGCUCAUUGUGGUCUCUAACAGACAGGUGGAUGAGCUGCAACAGCCAAUAGAGCUUGAACUGGAACAAGAGCUGGAGUCAUUAGACCUAGAGCUAGAGCCAGUACCAGAGCCAGAGAUAGGGCUAGGCCUGGAGUUAGAGUCGCUGCUAGAGGCUGGACUGGAUCUGGGACCAGCCAUAGAGCCCAUGCUGGAGCCUGUGCUGGAGCCUGUGCUGGAGCCCGUGCUGGAGCCUGUGCUGGAGCCCAAGCCAGAGCCCAAGCCAGAGCCCACACUCUGCCUGGUGUCACAGAGAGUACCAGAGCCAAACCUGAGACCUAUGUCACAGCCACUACUAGAGCCAGAUUUGCCUUGUGAUCUGAGACACUUGAACACUGAUGAAAUGGAAAUCUUCAGAAACUGUGUAAAGAUUGAAGAAAUCAUGCCAAAUGGUGACCCACUAUUGGCUGGCCAUAACUCCAUGGACGAGGCUUAUGUCUCCCGCCCCAGCCAUUUCUUCACUGAUGGACCCUUGAUUCCUUCUGACUACUAGGACCUUCAUCUCCCCUGUUCUUUCCAUAUUGCUUGCCCCUCCUAGGGCAGCAUGUUGUCUCCAAGGUUGGUAAAUCAGGCAUGUGCCCCUGCUAAGCUUUUUUAACCCAGGGAUUUAGGAUGAGAAGUAAAAGUAUAAUAUGGCUUCCUAAGGGGCAGCAGCGAAUCCGAACAGGUGCUGCCUGUAGUUCUAAAUAGGAUCCUGGAGGCUGCCCACUGUGCUGGGAGGUGUCAGUGUCCGGGGGCAGGCCAGGAUGGCUGGGAGGUACUUGCAUGGCUCAGGGCAGUUAGCUUUUUUUUUUCCAGUAUGGAAAGAUUUCAUUGUUUCCAUAGCUGGUAAGCCUAGGUUGGUUCACACCAGCAUUGGCCCUUGGUGGGGAGCACACACAAUAGGACUCUUUCUUCUGAUUCCUUCAUGUCUGGGAUAACUUUUUCUUUCUUCUUCCCUUUACUUCUGACUCAAAUUUUAUAUUUCUUCUUUCCCUGCUGGGACUGAGAGCUUUCUGCCUCCACCCCCAUCUGUACAAGGGGAGAGGGCCAGAUCUCUUCUUCUUACCCCAGUCUCCUCCCUUGUUCUGCCCUAAGCUUGCUGCACCCAUUCCUCUGCCAUAAAAUGAUCCUGCUAAUCUAAUAUGCCCGUGAAACUUUUCACACUAAAUUAUGCUGCUUAGUCCCCACUUUCCCAGUGCUUAGGAGACAGAUCACUCCUGGAGGCUGGGGAUGGUAGAAUUGCUGGGAAUUUAGAAAUUCCCUUUUAUAGUAUUAGAAUUUUGUGUUUUGGGGGCGGCGCCUGUGGCUCAGUCGGUGGGGCGCCAGCCCCAUACACCGAGGGUGGCGGGUUCUAAACCCGGCCCCGGCCAAACUGCAACCAAAAAAUAGCUGGGUGUUGUGGCGGGCGCCUGUAGUCCCAGCUACUCGGGAGGCUGAGGCAAGAGAAU